Messenger RNA from Rubroshorea leprosula, 1224 nucleotides. The record is from the annotation of a GenBank genome assembly. Lineage: Eukaryota; Viridiplantae; Streptophyta; Magnoliopsida; Malvales; Dipterocarpaceae.
ACAAAAUUUUCUUUUAUCUCCAUUUCCACUUCUGAUUCUAUUCUAUCUUCCUCGCCACUUGGAAUCAACAGCCAAUGCAGCAUCUUCCUUUGUAAGAAAAAGAUUCAAUUACAAUUUUCAAAACCCAUCAAGCAUUUUCUCCCAAUGGAUUCCAUCUCCUCAUCAGGCACUUCUUCUUGCUGUUACAUCAGCCUCAUUUUUUUCAUCAUCUUCAAAGGCGCAGCAGGGGUAACAUUUACAGUAAUUAACAAAUGCGACCACACAGUAUGGCCGGGGACUCUCGGCAAUAGCCAGUUGGAUAGUACCGGGUUUGAACUUCCACCAGGCGGCUCCAGAUCCUUUCAAGCCCCUCCCAACUGGUCGGGAAGAUUCUGGGGCAGAACUGGCUGCACAUCUGACCCCACCACCGGACAGCUCACUUGUCUCACCGGUGACUGCAGAUCCAACCAACUCGAGUGCAAUGGCAACCCUGCAAACCCGCCCACCACCCUAGCGGAAUUCACCAUCGGGUCGGGCACCACCCAGGACUUCUACGACGUUAGUUUAGUCGAUGGGUACAACCUGCCCAUGAUCAUCGAGCCAAGUGGCGGGUCGGGACCAUGCCUGUUGACAGGUUGCGCGACAGACUUGAACCGGAAGUGCCCGGACGAAUUAAGGGUCGGGUCCCGCGACGCCUGUAAGAGUGCAUGUAACGCUUUCGGGAACCCAGAGUACUGCUGCAGCGGCGCGUAUGCCUCACCCGCCACCUGUAAACCUUCGAGAUACUCUGAAAUUUUUAAAUCAGCUUGUCCCAAAUCCUAUAGCUACGCCUUCGACGACCCCACCAGCACAUUUACAUGUACCGGCGCCGAUUACAUGAUUACAUUCUGCCCUUCAUCCACAAGUCUAAAGUCUGCAAGCAGUACCUCACCGGAUACAACAACCACUGGGGGAUCGGAGACGGAUUCAGGGGGAUUCGCUUCAUGGUUACCGGAUUUCCUCACCGGAGAGUCGUCCAAGACCCUUUCCGGUUGUGUUUUUUAUACCACAUUGUUAACUACUUUGAUUUCCCAUAUCCUUCUAACAGUAUUUUAUUCAUAAUCUCAAAUUUUUGCUGAAAUGGUAAUUCGGGUCGGGUCCUGUCUUAUGAGGAGAGCUUUUAAGGUCCAGAUUGUAAAGCCCAAUUUUCCAGGGAAAUUGUAUAGAUUAGAUUCUUUGGAAUCAUAACAAAAUUUUUAAUUAUUU